CGCUUAGAGUGCUAAAUGUAGCUAAUGUUAUCGUUGUCAACAUAAUUUCCUUUUAUCUAUGUAAUUUUUUUGUUUUAUGUUUACAGAAUAUAAGGUUAAUGGUUGAGUGUGCGGCGUGUUUGGUGUUGUUUUGAAAGCGGUAGGCAAGGCACACAAAGUUAUAAGCCUCAAUGUCGACUGAGUUUGAAAAAGAAGCGUUAAGCGUGUUAGGAUUUGGAGGAGGAGGUAAAACAUCUUGUGAUUGCACUCAAGAGAAUUUUGAUUUACUGAAUUCUACAGUUAGUAAAAAAAUAUUUAGUACAGGUUUGAAAAGAAAUGCAGAUGAAGAUGAGACACUUGAUAAUAGAAUACAGAAGUCAGUCAGAUCGUACAUGGAAGAUGGUUCUGUUGACAUGCUAGCAGUGGCUGCGGUGGGGGUGGCGAGCCUGCAGCUGUUUGUGCAGAGCAACUGGACGGGGCCGCCGCUGCGGGCGGACCGGCUGCUGCCGUGGCUGGGGCAGGACCGGCCGCCGGAGAGCGAGGUGCUGGGCAGUCUCGUGCUGGACGGAGAGGGAGUUCACUCGGCCGUGAGGCACCCCCUGCUCCUGCUGCUGGCCCGAGGGGCCUUGGGCGAGUGCGCUCGCGCCCGGCCGUGCCCGCUGGGCGUCAGGUGGUGGUGGCAGAGAUGCACGUUCGUCCACCAGCAAGUCCUGGACGAGUACUCUGUCACCCUGCACGGCACGCUGAUGGCGCUGCUGGACGAGACGCUGGCCGGGGAUCUGGAGACCCUCCGCGAGGACGUGAGGACCGCGUACCGCCUGGAGGCGGCCCAGGUGUGCCUGUACUACUCCCAGGUGCUGCCGGCCAAGCUGCAUGUGGACGCAGCCGCGCAGGAGUGCGGGCUGCAGCUGGAACUGAAGGGUGCUUUGGGCAAGAGAACCAAGUUUCAAGAGAAGGCAGUGGCCCAGCUGAAGCUCCAAGUGUCUGUCGAAAGACCAAAUAGUGUUUUGCCAAUCAGACCCCAGUUCUUACCUAAGGAUCUUAAUCUUGAUGAUGAAGUACGCCUGAACCAAGUCAAUUUCCUGAAUGAAGCUGAUGGUGAAUAUCCGGUGUUAACGCCCUUAGAACAGGCUGUUGUUUUAAGCAAAUUCAUUCAUACCCAAAAGUCUCAGCCAAAAGAUAAAGUGGCAGAAGAAGAAUUGUUACCAUAUUUAUCGUGCCUUCUAGCCAACCCUCAGUCUUGGAGCCUUCAAAUGGCUGCGUUGUUGUUCAGGAGUCGACUGGAGUCGAGCCACUCUAGAACUGUGGAGCGUUCAAUGAUGCAAGUUCAGGAGCUGGCUGGUUGCUUGGAAGCUGCUCUGCCUACGUUUGGACUGAGGGCCUCGACACUCUUCGUCUCGUAUCUCCCGCCCCAUUGGAGGAUACAGGCAGACAUGGCAAACCUGUUGUUCAGCAUGGGCAAUGUCAAGUCAGCUCUGGAUAUCUACUUGCAGCUGGAUCUCUGGGAGGAGGUGGUGAACUGCUACAACCUUCUACAGCAGAGACAUCUGGCUGCAGAAAUCAUCAGGGAGAAGUUGAACGCCGGGGAGACGGUGAAGCUGUGGUGCUUACUGGGCGAUGCAACGGACGACGUCUCGUGCUACGAGAAGGCUUGGGAGUUGUCAGGACACAAGUCUGGAAGGGCACAGAGGCAUUGGGCCCUCUUCUACUUCAGAAGGAGAUAUUACGCAGAGAGCAUCCCACACUUGCAGGCAUCGCUGGCCUUGAACAGCUUGCAGCUGACCCUCUGGUUCCAGCUGGGGUUCGCCUGUCUGGACCAGGGGGACUGGCAGCUGUGUGCCACGGCGUACCGCAGAUACUGCGCUCUGGACCCUGAGAACUUUGAAGCGUGGAACAACUUGGCGAAGGCGUAUGUGAAGACAGGACAGAAGGCUCGCGCAUGGAAGGUCCUGCAGGAGGCCGUGAAAUGCAACUACGAGAACUGGCAUGUGUGGGACAACUUGCUUGUCGUGAGCACCGACUGUGGUGAGUUUGAGGAGGUCAUCCAUUCAUAUCAUCGCUUAUUGGACCUCAAGAAACGGCAUUUAGAUCUUGAGGUGCUAAAAAUUUUGGUGAAUGCGAUUGCCAAAGAUCUGCCUGAUAGCAAAGGCAUUCCAGCUGGUCGCUACAGGAAGAAUGCCCUUCAGCUGUUUGGGCGACUUACGGGACAGAUCACGGACGACGCCGUGCUGUGGCAGCUGUAUGCCCGGCUGACGGCCAGCGCUCCGGAGCAGAGCCCGCCCGUGCUGCGCAGCACCGUGCUGUACCUGCAGAAGGCACUCACGCAUGCCGUGAGACCCCAAGCCUGGGCGCGCGAUGUGGCCCAAUGCAGAAGUGUGGCUGGACUGUGCAUCUUGCUGGCAGACGCAUGCUUGGAGUUCUGCAAAAACUCUCCUAAAGAGGCUGUUAGUAUGCUGACAUCUACCAAAUUGUCACUGAAAGGAGUCUUGACUAAAAUUAAGCAGAAGCACUUGGACGUAUCAACGGAGACUGUUACUGAUGAUUUGAAGCCAACAGUGACACAGUUGGAAGAAAAAAUGACACAAGUCAUGCAAGAAAUACAGCAUCUGGGGACGACAUAAACUGUUCAUUGUAAUCUGUUUUAAUUCUUUUAUUUUUUCUAUGUACAUAUCAAUCUUUAAAAAAAUUAAAAUUUUUUUUUUUAAGGGAACUAAGUUAUGUUCACAAACUCUACAAUAAAUAUUUUCAAACAAUAUUAUUGUAUUAAUUCUGAUAAAUAUACCAACAUGAUUGUCAUAGCAUGUUGUACGUAGUCCUUGAAUUUAAUCUACAGUGCUGCGGAAAACCUCUUUUUGCUAUAAAAAAAACAAAGUUUUCCAAA
Messenger RNA from Bacillus rossius redtenbacheri, 2860 nucleotides. RefSeq names its product tetratricopeptide repeat protein 27. Bases 171 to 2600 code for a protein of 809 amino acids. Gene Ontology annotation, molecular function: protein binding. The record is from RefSeq and is a predicted model, not a curated record. The transcript is spliced from 16 exons. NCBI's taxonomy places the organism in Eukaryota, Metazoa, Arthropoda, Insecta, Phasmatodea, Bacillidae.